AUGUCUUUGGCUCUCAGAUUUGGCGGCUUGUCCGUGCUGUCCGCCUACUCCGGUGGAAUUGUCUCGGUCGCUUUACCCCGUUUGCCAAAAAUCGCCGACUUCUUACCUCAAAUGGCCUCCAAACAAAUCAAAAAUCUACAAGAUUUGAGAAAACAUAUGGAAGGUGGAAACCCACCAUUUAUGAUUGACAACGGCAUGAUUUUGAGAGCUGUUCCUAAGAAGAGACCUUCUCACCGCAGAACAAGAGAAAAGUUGUAUGCUCCAGGUGACAAACAGAUCAAGAAUUUGGAGAAUUUGGGUAGAUGUCCAGCUUGUGGACAUGUCAAGAGAUCUCAUUUCAUGUGCAUGCACUGCUUCGCUGAAAUCCGGUCUUUCUUGAAGGAGAAGAAGAGAGCACUUUUGGGAGAGUCCGUGGCUCCUCAGUCCAACUUGGACCCUGUGGAUGAGAAGAUCAUUUACCCAGGAAAGUACAUGCGUGACUAUGAGCACCGUUUGCAGAAAAAGGACUGGAUUCCUCAGAGAGAGGAGCCUUUGAUGCAUAACAGAGAUCAGGUGAAGAAGAGCAAAUAG
This is a messenger RNA of Sungouiella intermedia, 570 nucleotides long. The record is from the annotation of a GenBank genome assembly. NCBI's taxonomy places the organism in Eukaryota, Fungi, Ascomycota, Pichiomycetes, Serinales, Metschnikowiaceae.